This is a messenger RNA of Trypanosoma theileri, 1848 nucleotides long. RefSeq names its product ATP-binding protein cassette protein. The transcript has a single exon. NCBI's taxonomy places the organism in Eukaryota, Euglenozoa, Kinetoplastea, Trypanosomatida, Trypanosomatidae. Gene Ontology annotation, cellular component: membrane. Gene Ontology annotation, molecular function: ATP hydrolysis activity; ATP binding; ABC-type transporter activity. Bases 1 to 1848 code for a protein of 615 amino acids. The record is from RefSeq and is a predicted model, not a curated record.
AUGUCCGUGCAGGAACCGCUGCUGCUGCGGGUCCCGUCAGUCCUCACAUUCCGCCGCGUGACGUACACAAUAGACGGCGGCCGUGAAGUUCUCCGCGGCGUCUCCGGCCACGUGCGGGGCGGGGAGCUGCUCGCCGUGUUGGGUCCCUCCGGCGCCGGGAAGUCAACACUUCUGGACAUUCUCGCACAGCGCCCAAAGAGCGGGAAGUGCGGCGGCGACAUUCGUCUUAAUGGCAGACCUAUUGAACAGGGAAGCUUCCGCCGCAUUAGUGCUUACGUGCAGCAGGAGGAUCUACUUCAGAGCUAUCUCACCGUGCGGGAGAGCAUCUUUUACGCCGCGCAGCUACGCACACCACCGCAUCUCACAAAAGAACAACUUAACGCCCGCACACAAAAUAUUAUGUCAUUACUCCGCAUUGAUGGAGUGCAGGAUACACUGAUUGGGUCAGAAGUAAUGCGUGGAAUCAGUGGGGGUGAAAAGAAGCGAUGUGCAAUUGCCAUUGAAUUGGUGGCAGCUCCUUCCUUAUUGUUUCUGGAUGAACCCACUACGGGACUGGAUACCUUUACCGCACUGCAUCUCUUAACAAUCUUAAAGGAUCUCGCAGCACAAGGGGUAGCUGUUGUUUUCUCUAUUCAUCAACCUCGCAGUGGGAUUUUCCGUUUAUUUGAUCAAGUAUUACUAUUGAAUAGUGAUGGCGAAGAGGCAUACUUUGGUCCUGCAACAGAGGCCCUACCGUUUCUUGCCAGCAUUGGUAUUACACCUUCAGAACCCGAUAACCCGGCAGACUUCCUGUUAGACACGGUAUCUGCAAUUCCACCAGAUGUACAGGAAAGGACGGACUGGUUGCAGCGAUAUAAAAUUUCAGCAGCAUCCGCUAAUGGAACUGUUAUUGCGGAAGCUUUUCGCACAACUAUUAUGAAUAAUGUGGAACGUGAUAUUGAUGAUAUUGUGACCACCUAUGACAUAGAUGGUGCCAUGCAACCCUUAGCUAAAACUUCACCAUACUUUCGUGGAAUGUUCACACAAAUACGAGUAGUAGCGACACGAGCGGUAUUAAAUAAAAUACGUGAUCCUAUUGCAACUUUUGCUGCUGUUAUAGCAGCUAUUUUCUUCGCCGUGCUUAUUGGGUCAGUAUAUUUUAAGGUAGGGUUAUCCGAAUCCUCUGUUCGUAAUCGUAUGGGUUUACUUUUCUAUGUGGUAAUGAAUACCACUUUUUCGAGUCUUGGAAGUCUCGGUUUGCUAAUGUUAGAGCGUGCGAUAUUUGUACGAGAACAUCGUAACGGAAUGUAUCGUGCUUUUGCUUAUUUGGUGGGGAAAAUAGUCCAAGAUGUACCCAUCAGUGUACUGACAAAUCUCAUAUUUAAUGCAAUAGUUUAUUUUAUGGUAGGAUUACAGUCAAGGGCAGACAAAUUCUUUAUAUUUUAUUUUAUCUGUACACUUGUGAUGCUUAACAGUUACGCUCUUUGCCUAUUUAUAUCAAAUAUAUCAAAAAACAUUCAAGUGGCAAAUAUAGUGGCACCUCUUGUGUUUGUGCUUUAUUUGCUUCCAUCCGGAGGUGUGCUUAUGGAUGUGGAUAGUUUGCCCAUUGCUUGGCGCUGGAUUAAGUACAUCUCAUUUGUACGGUAUGGACUUGCAGCGCUGGUGGUGAAUGAGUUCGAUGGUUUAGUGAUUAAUUGUCCCCCAAAUACAACAACAUGUAUUUCGGAUGGAAAUAUGUACGCAGAGUUGCAGGGUUUCAACAAGAAUGAUUUGUGGUGUUAUGUUGGGGCCAUCGCCGGUGGUGUAGGGAUCUAUCUGUUACUGGCCUACAUUGCCCUUCUUUUCCUGCGCACAGGGGAGGGUAAGUAA